CUGUAGCAACAUGGCGGCCACGGAGGACGAGCGUCUCGUGGGGACUGGUGAAGGAGAGCGGCUGGAUUUCCUGCGGGACCGGCACGUGCGGUUCUUCCAGCGCUGCCUCCAGGUCUUGCCAGAGCGCUAUUCUUCGCUCGAGACCAGCAGGUUGACAAUUGCAUUUUUUGCGCUCUCCGGGCUGGAUAUGUUGGAUUCCUUAGAUGUGGUGAACAAAGAUGAUAUAAUAGAGUGGAUUUACUCCCUGCAGGUCCUUCCCACAGAAGACAGAUCAAAUCUAAAUCGCUGUGGUUUCCGAGGCUCUUCAUACCUGGGUAUUCCAUUCAAUCCAUCAAAGAAUUCUGGAACAGCUCAUCCUUAUGAUAGUGGCCACAUAGCGAUGACCUACACUGGCCUUUCAUGCUUAGUUAUUCUUGGAGACGACCUAAGCCGGGUAAAUAAAGAAGCUUGCUUAGCAGGCUUGAGAGCCCUUCAACUGGAAGAUGGAAGUUUUUGUGCAGUACCUGAAGGCAGUGAAAAUGACAUGCGAUUUGUAUACUGUGCUUCCUGUAUUUGCUAUAUGCUCAACAACUGGUCUGGCAUGGAUAUGAAAAAAGCCAUCAACUAUAUUAGAAGAAGUAUGUCCUAUGACAAUGGGUUGGCACAGGGAGCUGGACUUGAAUCUCAUGGAGGAUCCACUUUUUGUGGCAUUGCAUCCCUGUGUCUGAUGGGUAAACUAGAAGAAGUUUUUUCAGAAAAAGAAUUGAACAGGAUAAAGAGGUGGUGUAUAAUGAGGCAACAAAAUGGUUACCAUGGAAGACCUAAUAAGCCUGUAGACACCUGUUAUUCUUUUUGGGUGGGAGCAACUCUAAAGCUUCUGAAAAUUUUCCAAUACACUAACUUUGAGAAAAAUAGAAAUUACAUCUUAUCAACUCAAGAUCGCCUCGUAGGGGGAUUUGCCAAGUGGCCAGAUAGUCAUCCAGAUGCUUUGCAUGCAUACUUUGGGAUCUGUGGCCUGUCACUAAUGGAGGAAAGUGGAAUUUGUAAAGUUCAUCCUGCCCUGAACGUAAGCACUCGGACUUCCGAACGCCUUCGAGAUCUCCAUCAGAGCUGGAAAAGCAAGGACUCUAAACAAUGCUCAGAGAAUGCACACAUCUCCACGUGACUUGACUUUAGAUUGGGAGGGUGGGGGGAUUUGUAGCAUAACUGUAGCUCAAGGUUAAAAGCCAUGUAUAACCAAGCGUGCUCUUUUUUUAAGAGGUAGAUUCCUACAAUCAAAUCUUGUGCUGAUGUCACUUUGGGAUAUGGUCUUGAGCCAGUAACCUUUGUACUGGGUUUCAAGAAAAUCUUUGUUGAAGUUUGAACCACAGUGGACUCUCUUGUGGUUCUUAAAUGUUUAUACUGUAUUUCUAAGAAGUUCUUUGAGGCAAAUUAACUGUAUGUAGGUUAUCUUUUUGAACAACUCUUCAGUAGACUGUAUCAUAUUAUAAAAGGGACAAAAAUCUUCAAAAUAAGUUUACAGUUCACAUAGCAUUGAUAAUCUUCAGGUGAACACUUAGUGAUCGAUCAUUUAAAAAGCUUGAUUGCUGAUGGUAGAAAUUUGCUUUAAGGAAUUAAGUAUCUGGGAUUAUUCUUUGAAAACAGAUGAUCCCAUAGUCUUUAAAAAGAAGAAUGACUUAUUUUGUCUUAUUCUUCAGUGUGCCAAUUAAACUUGUGUGGCUUAUAUAAAUGAAAUUAACUUCAUAGCAAGAAUGAAUAGGCCUGACUAAUACGAUAAUUUUCUAAAGAGAAAUUGUUUGAACAAGACUAUUAUGUAACUGAGGGAAAAGUAAUUUAACUGUAUGUGAUUUUGAAUGGGAAAGUUUUGUGCUGUGCAGGUCAUUUAUUUAGAUAUUGCUGGUGGAUAGCAAUUAUGUUUGAUUUUCAUCUCAAAUUAUUAGUUGCUUUUCUUUUUCUUUCUGGGGAAAAAAUAGUUUUAUCUAGAAGGAGAGACAUUUAGUGGUUUUGUUUAUUUUUCUGAGAUAUGUGAUAUUAUAAAUUAUACUUGUACUUUUAUAACUGAAUUAUUUUUAGCCAUUUGGAUUCUUUUUAGUUUCUUGCCCCCAGUGUAUUAGCUGGUCUAAUUUCAAACUGAUGCUUUUCUAAUUUUUUCAAAUUAAAUAAGUAAAAAUUUAAGUAAAAAAAAAGAACCACUCAAGUAAAUUUAAUGGUAUAGCUGCGUACAUGGUUGUUUAUAUAUUUAUAUUUUUAGGUAAGUGGGAGGGAAAUGUACCAUUUAGGGGUUAAGGACUGGGGUUUUGCUUUUGUUCUUUUUGUUUUGUUUUCUUCAUUCUAUGAACUAGCUAAUUGUAAAGGAGUUAGUUUAAAAAUUCAUCUUUAUUAGUAAUCAAUUUAUCAAUAAAUCAUAUCCAUCAC
Molecule: messenger RNA, 2394 nt
Organism: Ceratotherium simum simum (southern white rhinoceros)
Lineage: Eukaryota; Metazoa; Chordata; Mammalia; Perissodactyla; Rhinocerotidae
Gene: PGGT1B
Product: protein geranylgeranyltransferase type I subunit beta
Biological process (GO): protein geranylgeranylation
Cellular component (GO): CAAX-protein geranylgeranyltransferase complex
Molecular function (GO): CAAX-protein geranylgeranyltransferase activity
Source: RefSeq, a predicted model, not a curated record